UCCCGCUUUUUCAAACUGAUCUCUAGAAAAAUGCGCUACUUGAGAUCCUUUUUUUCUAUCAAGAUCAGAUUCAAUUCCGGCUUUCUAAGUCGCACAAAAUAGAGCAGUUCGAAUCCUACUAUUAUGCACCAAAACUCUUUUCAUAUCUGUCUUACUAAAGCACUAGAAUCAACCAUAAAAGAACUUCAUCUACUAAGUUAAGAUUCUGAUAAAAAAGCGGGAUUUAUACAUUAUAUAAGAUUUGAUCUCUAGGGUGCAGGUAUACACGAAACGAAGUGCUUUUUACCAGCAGUCAACAUUAAAAGAAUACUUUUUUAACAUCCAAAUUAAAUAAAUCAAAUAUGCUUUCUGAAUACGCAGUAAAAAAUAAUGUGUUGCAUUUAUUUGUCGCAGACUCUCUGAGCAGAAUGUGUCGCAAACGAAUGUGUUGCGUUUGAAGUGUCGUAGUUGCUAGGGUUCGAAAGGUGUAGUUUUAGCACGUAUGUUCUGCUCUAGGAACGAAAUCACUCCUGCCCCUGUUUUAGUGUGCUGUAGCAUUCUCCGUUGAUAUUUCUUUGCCGUCCCUGGAACCAGCGGUAGAUGUCGCUAAUAAAAGAAAAAUGUAACUCAUUUCUUUGAUUUAGUGGUUUUCUAAGGCUUGAAAUCCUUCUUUAAGCCAAAUUGAACUAAAUUGUUCGUACCUUUUGACCAUCAUCUAUGUUCAUGCAGUUUAACCUGGUCUUUAUAACCAAUUCUGUCCCUAAUUACACUCCUAAACUUAUAUCUCAACAGCUAAACUCUUUUGAGCCCAAUGCAGAAUGUGUCGUACAUGUCUCAUAGACUGUGUAGCAAUCUUAAUAGAAAAAAUGUGUCGCAGCCGAAUAUAUCGCGUUUUGUGACACAUUAUUUUUUAAUGUUUAUCUGAUACCACGUGAAUCAUUUACGAUAAGCGUAAGUUGGGACCAAAUGACUUAAUAAAAUAUUCACUUUUCACACGAAAACUCUCAGAUGAUUUAACACGUAAAAAUCGAUUUACGACGCUGUAAUCAUAUGCUGCGUAGUACUGGCGCCGUAAACGAGCGUAUUACGGCCAUAAACUGUGGCGCAAAAAGGUUGUUUACAAUUGCAGUGUUACGAAGCAUAGGAUUACAGUCAAAUUACGUCAAGUUACGGCAUUUUAAGUUAUAGUAUACGGUUGUAAUUCGCCUUAUAUGGCCAUCGUAACCAAUGACCUAGGAAAUCGAAAAACAUUGUCAACUUUCGGGUUGACAUAAAAUAUGAUCGAAAUGUACGCUCGAGUAGAUGCUGUAAUUGACGCUUAAUUCUCUUCUAUGGUUCGAAUAGUGCUAGAAUCUAUGUUCAUCAUAUAAAAGCGUACAUACUGCAUGCAGAGCUUUUGACACUUUUCUACAAGUGAUUUUUGGAAUCUGAGCUCAACUUUUUUGCUUGUGAGUAUUUGAACUUUCGGAGCAACGAAAGGAAACACAAACAUGACAAGAUGAUCGAAUCAUUAUCUAUAAGAUAAAUGCAACUAAUACACAGCCGCUUUUAUAACACCUAAACUUACAUUCCUAUUUUUUGUUUAUUAAUAAACGUUAUAUGAAAUGAGAGGCAAGUGGAGAUCAAAGUAUCCACGACAACUAAAACUUGACAUUUUUUUGUCUCUGCACGAAAAAUUUUAACAUUUUUCCUCCUGUUUUUUCUUUGACGUCAAUAAUGAAUCUCGCCUAACAAUACUAUUAACUUAGAAUCACAUAUAAGCAGACAACAGAUCGAAGUACUACGAUUAACUGAACAAUAUGAACUAUGGCAUUUUAAUCAUGGUAGUCUAAUCAGCCGUGGCUGUUUAGAACGAUGUUGUUGGACAACAUCAAAUUUGACAUGGUUUACUCCGGAUAAACACAGAAUUUUACGCCGUUUGAGUCCGAUUGAUGUAAAAUUAAUUGCUGAUCUACACUAUGGUACCUUACAAGUGCCAGAUGGAUUCAAACUACCAAAAUUAACCAAAGAACUCAUACCAUGUAUUCAACCGGGUACUGUUUUCUUUGUAGAUUCGCCAGAUAUUGAAGUAUUUUUAAAAGAUUAUCAUCAAAACAUUAAGGUUGAUUAUAUAUUAAUUACGGGCGAUUCAGAUAUUUCAGUUCCAACAAAUUUAGAAAGCAAAACAGGAAUAACUACUUCUCUUAUAGAAAAUAUAUUGGAUGGUAAAACUCAUAUUUUACAUUGGUUUGCAAUGAACUGUGAUCUCGGUUCGAAACGUCAUAAAAAAACACAACAUUUCACCUGUAUACCAAAUGGUAUUAGUCAAUGGGAGAAUCAACGAUAUAACAUGGAAAUAGCAGCGACAUUAAAGUAUUCAAAAUCCAAUGAUUAUCUACUACUCGCAUCGUUUAGUCCAGCAUCAAACGAAAAGAUUCGAAAACCAUUAUGGGAUCUAGCAUGUAAUCAAGAUGCACUAAAAAAUAUUACAAAAUGUUUCUAUGAACGUAAUAAAUCAUUACUAAACUUUUAUCAGGAUAUAGCACAAAGUCUCGAUUGUUAUCGUACCUGGGAAUCUCUUUAUUUAAACUCAAUUCCAAUUGUUCAGUCAAGUAGUCUCGAUUCGAUAUAUGACCAGUUACCCGUAUUAAUCGUCAAAAAUUAUUCUUCAACACAUCUGAAUCGAGAAUAUUUGAAUCAGAUUUAUAAUCAAAUGACAACUCAAACAUAUGAUUUAAGCAGGUUAUAUAAAGAUUAUUGGCAACAAAAAAUUCAGAGCUACAAACCAACAAGUAAUAUAUCAAUGAAUGUACGUAUUCGAUAUUACACGAUUAAAGUGUAA
This is a messenger RNA of Didymodactylos carnosus, 2800 nucleotides long. The record is from the annotation of a GenBank genome assembly. Lineage: Eukaryota; Metazoa; Rotifera; Eurotatoria; Philodinida; Philodinidae.